AUGCAAAUUCAUAAUUCAUCUGCUCAUAAUUUAACUAAGUGCGAAUCAUUCUCGCAUUUAUCUCCAUAAGCCUAAGAAGCUCUUUAAAGUUUAAAAAAAAUAAAGAAUUUUGGAUGUGAAAAAACAAAUGAUCUCUUAGACGUUAAAAAAAGCACUUCUGAUAAUAUUAAUAAUCUAUUAAACAUCCCUGGAACUAAAGUAGAUUAAGUUUCAAAACAUCUACCAUAAAAUGAAUUUAUAGGAACUCAAAAUUUCUCUUUUCUUUAGAAGUAUUCAAUUGAUAAUUAACUUUAAAUAGUUCUAAAUAAUUAUUAGCUUUUAAGAGUUCCAAAGUUUUAGAUGAUCUUACACCUGAUUUUUCAGAUGCUCUUUCAAGUGAAAGAAAAUAAAUAAGUGAAACUGAAUAAAAUCAACAAUUCUUUCAAAAAUAGUUAAAAUUAAUUUAAAACUUACAGAUUAAACAAUCCUAAAAUACAAAUACUAUUAAUAAAGGUUUUAUAAGAAAAUCUUAUUAAGAAAAGGAGAAUAAGUUAAAUCUAAAUUAGAAAAAAAAUUAUUAAUAAAAUAGAUUAAGUGAUUUAAUAUCAAAAGAAAUUAAUAAAAACACCAUUACAGAAUCAAAAAAUAAUCUUCGAAAAAAUUCAUAUACAAGUUAAAAUACUCAUAAUUCAUCAUAAACUAAAUGCAAUUUAUCUAUCUAAUAAGAUUAUUUAUAUUAGAAAGCAAUAUUUUAAUAAGAAAAAUUGAAGACUUAUAUAGAGAAAGGCUAAAUAAUGAAUAAUAUAAAAGAGAUGAAAGAGUGUACAUUUAAUCCUAGGAUUAAUUAAAAAUCUAAAAUAGAUAAUACUAGCACUUUUUUUGAAAGAUAAAACAUUUGGAUGAGAAAAAAAAAUGAUAAAAUAUCUGAGUAAGUAGAAAUAUAAAAAGAGAAAGCAAUUAGAGAAGUAAAUAUUAAAAUUUCAUAUUAGUGUACAUUUAGUCCAAAUUAAAAAGAUAAUAGUAAUACAAGAGUUAAUAGUUGUGAUGUUUAUUAUAGAAAUUUGUAAUGGCAGAAUAAAUUAAAUAGAAAAAAAUAACAGUUAAGAAAUUCGAUGAUUGAUUUAAAAAAUAAUGAUAGAAAGACAACUAAAAUAUAAAUGCAACGAUCUAAUUCUACAUAAUUAAUUAAUCAAUAAACUGAUUUAAGAUAAUUGCUAGAAAUUCAAUUUAAACUUGAUGCUCCAAAAUUUAUGAAAAGUAUUACUACUACAAAUUAAGGUAGUGAAACUACUAUAACUCCAAAUUCUUAAUGUGGAUAUUCUGAACUUGGUAAAAGAAAAAAUAGCAUUGAAUAAAUUGAGCAAAAAUAUAAAUUACUUUAUGAUUUGGUGCACAAUGUAACUAAAAAUCCAUCUAAAAAAAAAAAAUGA
Messenger RNA from Paramecium sonneborni, 1409 nucleotides. Lineage: Eukaryota; Ciliophora; Oligohymenophorea; Peniculida; Parameciidae. The record is from the annotation of a GenBank genome assembly.